This is a messenger RNA of Fusarium coffeatum, 2373 nucleotides long. RefSeq lists its product as uncharacterized. Gene Ontology annotation, molecular function: protein binding. The record is from RefSeq and is a predicted model, not a curated record. Bases 1 to 2373 code for a protein of 790 amino acids. The transcript has a single exon. Lineage: Eukaryota; Fungi; Ascomycota; Sordariomycetes; Hypocreales; Nectriaceae.
AUGCUACAGAGGCUUCUUCAGUUCUUGGAUGGUACCGAUCCCACAGCAGGAAACGAGCCUGUGCCUGAUUCCCCAGCGUCAGACCACGCUCCGAGGGAUUCUUUCCAUGCUUACGGAGAGAACUCGUCUCAGAAUAACAACAGUGGCUCGGGUUCGCAAACGAACAUCAAUCAUUUGCACAUAAACAGCUCAACAAAAUCUCACAGCUUCAAGGUAGACCUCAUGAAGGCCUUGAAAGUCGUCAACUAUCGAGAUGGAAAAGACCGUUAUCCCUCAAGAGCCACCGGUACAUGUCAGUGGGUAACACGCGAUCCAAUGUUCAUCAAUUGGGACCUAUCAGCAAAAUCUGGUUUAUUGUCUAUAACAGCGGACCCUGGUUGCGGGAAAUCUGUGCUUGCCAAAUACCUGUUGGAGGAGGAGCUGACUGCAAGGCAUAGUGGAGAAAAUCGGAUCGUCUGCUAUUUUUUCUCUAUGGAUACCCCCGAAAGCAUGGACCGGGGGGCAUGUGCUAUUCGAUGCAUACUACAUCAAGUAUUCUUGGAAAGACCGGACUUGAUUAGUCCCGAUCUUCUGAAACGACUCCAAACGAAAGGCGAGAAAUUUCUUGAAUCAAUCAACGACUUGUGGAAAAUCCUGAUUAAUGCUGCCCGGGCUUGCAGGAUUGUGUGUGUUGUAGAUGCACUGGAUGAAUUUCCAAACUUUGGAGCCUCGCUUUGCCACAGGCUUCGAGAGCUUCAACAUUUGCCAGAAGGCAUAUCGCUCAAAUUCCUUGCGACUCAUAGACCCUACUUGAACAUCUACGAAGCUCUGGGGCCACGGAGAGAAUACACACAAAUGAUGUUAAGCGAGGACGCCCCUGCGAUGAGGAGACAUUUUCAACAAGACGUUGACACCUUUAUUAACGAAAGGCUUGAGCAGAUUGCCAGACGUGGAGGCAUCGAAGAAGGCGGAAUCGAGAUUCUGCGGCAAGGAGUUACAAGAAAUGCAAACAGAACGUAUCUAUGGGUGCAUCUGGUCUUGGGCUGGAUCGAAACGAUGCAGAACUUGGACCAACGCAAGAUACGCAGAUUGAUGUGUAUGCUUCCAUGGACCCUGGAAGAAGCAUAUCAAGAGAUCCUUCAACGAAGUGACGAACGUCCAGGCAAACGGCGCUCAUCGACACGUGACAUACUGAUGAUAGUCCUGGCUGCCCAGAGGACGUUGACCUUGAGGGAGAUGUUGGUGCUGUGCAAUAUUCAUUCCAAGUGUCAAGGUAUGGAUAUGUCCGACUUGGGCCAGGAGGACUUCAAGCGAGAACUAAAGGACAGGGCCGCGCUUUUUAUUUCCUUCGUCGAUGGCAAGAUAUACCUUCUUCACCAGACCGCUAAGGAGUUCCUAAUGGAGAGCAACCCUGAUGUCACAAGUUAUCAGGGUGACGCCAUGCAGAGGACCUUUCAAUGGAAACGAUCUAUGCGAAUGGACGACUGUCACGGACUUCUAGCUAGCCUCUGCAUGAGAUAUCAGGCGCUUGGAGAGUUCAGAGUGAAAGCUUCUGAGGCAAAAGCGCUCUCACAAGCUUAUGCUCGAGAGCACGAUCUUUUCGAGUACGCAGCAGUUUACUGGCCUAGCCAUUACCGUGACUCGUCAGAUCACGUGCAAUCUAGGCUACAGGAUAGAGCCGAACAUCUCUGCUCGCAUGUCGGGGGAAAGCUCUCUACCUGGUUUUAUGUCUACUGGCAUAUAUGGGAGUCAAAAGACCCCGUUUCAGCCAUUCAAGCGACUGGUUUCACUCCCCUAAUAGCAAUGUGCUAUCUAGGACUUGACCGUCUGGUUGAGAGUCAUUUGAGGAAAGCCAAGUACAGCCUCUCUACGCGGGACCGAGUUUAUAAACGCACUGCCCUCACUUGGGCAUCCAGGAGUGGGUUUGACCAAGUUGUCAAGUUGUUACUCGAAGCGAGAGGGUCUAGAUGGCUCGGCGCCAGGGUUAAACUAAAUUCUCGAGAUCGCCAUUGCUGGACAGCCUUAAGUCACGCUGUUUACCGGGGUCAUCACAACGCCAUAGAACGACUUCUUCAAGCUGGCGCCCGUCAGAAUAUUACUGAUCGGACCGGCCUUUCAAUCAAGCAACUUGCUCAGGACGACAAAGCAACACUGGAACUCUUAAAUGCCUAUCAAACAAAGAGGCGUAAGUGGAAGGACUGGUUCCGCAUUAUAAGCCAUUAUGUUGGGCUGUUUCUUUUUCUCUCUGCGAAAAUUUUUGUAGAAGUCGUGAUGCUCCCGGUUAUGAUUGUAGUGACAUUUACUGGGGCUAUUGCCCGGCAGCAGCGUCUCACAAUGGUCGAUAACAUUUUUUCAGGUUAUGGGACUUUCUCACAACAACAACACAUGGUGUAG